AUGGAACUGCCCGAUGAGCUUUACCUCGAGAUCUUCUCACAUUUGCCCCAGCACCACCUGCGCUCAGUAUCUCAAACAUGUCGCGCUUUUGCGACCAUUGUGAGGCCGCUGAUGUUCGCCACCAUUCAUCUAGAUGGCUCCCCCCAGAGCAGAUUUGGCAGGAUGGAGAAUGAUGAGUGUGUCAUGUACCCGGGUCGUUCACGCACGGUAGAGUUGGUUUCUUUGGAAAGUACCGUGAAUGAGCUCAUUGCGCACGACAUUGCGCGGCAUGUUCGGAAGCUCAAGUUCAGUCCCAAAUAUUACGUAGAUGGGUUCUGGUCGAGAUAUCGCCAUUGGCUAGAGCGUGAGCAAGAUUACGAGGAAGACUUUCAUCGAAUGUAUGAUGAAGAAGACUUUGAGACAGACUCUGAAGGUGAGUAUGCCGGAAUGCGUCGUCUCGCCGCGGAACGACUAGCAAGGCCCGGUAAAGAGCGCGAAUUGAUCGAGCAGGCGGAAGCGAUCUGGGGCGCCAAGGUGGAGGAGCAGCGCGAGAGGGCAGACGCGAUUCUAGCAGCCAUGGUCAAGCUCUUCGCACAUAUGCCGUGUCUGAAAGCUAUCGAAGUCCUAGACGAUGAAGUGGACGAGCAGUUCUCUGGAUGCGGCACGACCUGGAAGCACCUUGAACUCCUCAGCUCCGCCGUCCAAGCGUCGAACAGCCGCAUCCAGAGUCUGGUUCUCCCCAAGAUUGAUCCAUCUUCAAUCACGACAAGUGCCGCCUUGGAACACAUGUUCAGCUCUCUCACUGCACUUUCUUUCAACGCCGAAAGUGUGGACUUCAUGCUUGACUCAUACAGCAAGGAAGCUGAAUUCCUCACUGCCUUGAUUCGUUGCUCAUCGGAGACGUUACAAACAUUCGAGUUCCGCAACAUGACUACAUCACAUCCCCAACUACCGGAUGUGGGCGAGCAUAAAAUCGCAAGGCUCUUUGGUAGCGUCAGUACCACCGACUCAACAGACAUCAUACCGCUAGUCUUUCCGGCCUUGACAACUUUGAAGCUACGAAGUUUGGUCCUGGACACACCGUCUCUCAUCACAUUUCUCUCCCGACAACCGCAAUUGCGAUAUGCUCGCUUCGACUACAUCUAUCUCGCUACCAUAGGGUACAGAUGGAGCGAUGUCGCCGAAAAACUGCCGUCAUCGUGCAACCGACUAUAUAUUGGUAACAGUGGGCACGAAAAGUGGGGGCCAGACUCGCCCGCAGCGUACAACCACAUCAAGAAAUUCUUACCGUUUCAAGACGAUAUGCCGGCUACAUCAGGUUGGCGACUCAAUGAUGCCGCUUUUCAAAACGAGAUGGAUGAUGAGAUUCAACGAAAUAUGGAUGGCGGAAUGAGGUUUUUGCCACAGGAACGCUGGUUUCAGGGCAAAACCAAAGAGGAAUGGGUGGACAUGAUGCGAAUGGCCAGUGAGCAUGCAGAGUUUGAGAGAACUUGA
This is a messenger RNA of Alternaria ventricosa, 1473 nucleotides long. RefSeq lists its product as uncharacterized. The record is from RefSeq and is a predicted model, not a curated record. The coding region runs from base 1 to 1473 and encodes 490 amino acids. Lineage: Eukaryota; Fungi; Ascomycota; Dothideomycetes; Pleosporales; Pleosporaceae. Gene Ontology annotation, molecular function: protein binding. The transcript has 3 exons.